GCGGGCUCUAGCCGCCUAGUCCCACUGUCACGCCGCAGGCUCGGCUGCGGGGGCCCAAGCUCCGCGCCUCUCCGCGCCGCCUCCCCCAAGUCCCUGCCCCAUCGCGGCGCGUCACUUCCGCCACCCCCAGCUGGGGUUGGGGCGGGGAACGCGGGGGAGGGGGCCAGGUCGGAGGAAAACCCGCCCGAGCCCACACCCGAGCAGGGACUACAUUUCCCGAGGGGCCUCGGCAGCGGYGGCGGCGGGCGCGGCAACGUCCCCCGGAAGUGGAGCCCGGGACUUCCACUCGUGCGUGAGGCGAGCGGAGCCGGAGACGAAACCAGAGGCCGAACUCGGGAUCUGACAAGAUGGCCGGGCUGCCCCGCAGGAUCAUCAAGGAAACCCAGCGUUUGCUGGCAGAACCAGUUCCUGGCAUUAAAGCAGAACCAGAUGAGAGCAACGCCCGUUAUUUUCAUGUGGUCAUUGCUGGCCCCCAGGAUUCCCCCUUUGAGGGAGGGACUUUUAAACUUGAACUAUUCCUUCCAGAAGAAUACCCAAUGGCAGCACCUAAAGUACGUUUCAUGACCAAAAUUUAUCAUCCUAAUGUAGACAAGUUGGGAAGAAUAUGUUUAGAUAUAUUGAAAGAUAAGUGGUCCCCAGCACUGCAGAUCCGCACAGUUCUGCUAUCGAUCCAGGCUUUGUUAAGUGCUCCUAAUCCAGAUGAUCCAUUAGCAAAUGAUGUAGCGGAGCAGUGGAAGACCAACGAAGCCCAAGCCAUAGAAACAGCUAGAGCAUGGACUAGGCUAUAUGCCAUGAAUAAUAUUUAAAUCGAUCCGAUCAUCAAGUGUGCAUCACUUCUCCUGUUCUGCCAAGAUUUCUUCCUUUUUUGUUUGCAUUUAAUGGACACAGUCUUAAUAGAAACAUUACAGAAUAAAAGCCCAGACAUCUUCAGUCCUUUGGUGAUUAAAUGCACAUUAGCAAAUCU
This is a messenger RNA of Urocitellus parryii (Arctic ground squirrel), 964 nucleotides long. RefSeq names its product ubiquitin conjugating enzyme E2 N (gene Ube2n). Lineage: Eukaryota; Metazoa; Chordata; Mammalia; Rodentia; Sciuridae. The record is from RefSeq and is a predicted model, not a curated record.